GCACGUCCAGGUUGUCACGCGUGCCCGGGGAAAUUGAUUUCAUAACCGCCACGAGCGAACAGCACAACCUCGUCCUUCGCCUUGCAGUGCUGUCGUGGUGGAGCGCGAACCGGAUCUUCUGCCUUCCUUCUUUACGACCCUCCAUCCGUACAUCAUCGGCGGCACACUAUCCACAUUCCUCCCUGUCUUCUCCGCGCACACGACCGACAGCCCCGCGCUAAAUCGGGCCAAGUAAGGUACAUCGAUUGUCCGAAUUCACCUGCACCUUCACCACACUGUCUGGUAUCUGGUGAAGGGAAGCGGGCGAUGGCGAGCCAGCAGGGUUCGCGCAAGAGAGUCAAGAUCUCGCGCACCGAGAGCGUGCCUGUACUACUCUCCACCACCCCCAAGCCCUCCACCUCCACAGCGACCACCAUCAUGCCUUCCAACCAGGGCGGCGCUGCCCUCGCUCCACACGAACUCGCUCUGCAAACCCUCCACUCCGACAUCGACGCCAUGCGCUCACUCGUCACCUGCAAAAUCUGCGCGCGAAUGCUCUACGAGCCUUUCGCCCUGUCAUGCGGACACACCUACUGCUACUCCUGCCUGAGCACGUGGCUCGUGAGCAACAAGAAGAAGACGUGUCCAGACUGCCGCGCAAACAUCACGCAACAGCCCACACCAUCGUACAUUGUGCGCGAGCUCGUGCUCAUCUUCCUUAGUCGCAACGAGCUGCUGCCGGACGGCGAGACGUCGGAGGAACACCACACGCUGGCGAGGGAGGAGGCGAAGAUUGUGGCGGAUGACCGGGCAAACACUGACCCUGUGCUGGGUGGCUUGUUCAAGGGAUGUUUCACCGGACGGGGAGCACGGCUCACGCCCAUCUACGAUCCCGGCGAUGGCGUGGAGAGAUGUCCGGAGUGUCAUUGGGAGUUGGAGGAUGGCUUCUGCGACCAGUGCGGGCACUACAUGGAUGGUGUGGAUCCCUCUGACUUCUCCGAGGACGACUACGACGAAGAGGUGGAUGCUUACUAUCGUAACAUGGAUGAUCUGGAGCAUUCGGCGUUUGGGCCGGAUGGACAGGAUGACUACUUUGGGCAGGAUGAUUUCGAAGGGCAGCAUUCGUCAGACUCUGAUGUCAUCCAUGAGGUUGUGGUGCGGAGGCCCCGGCCCCAUGAGCAGCCGGUGCGCAUAAUGGCAUCGCUGAGUUCCGGGAUAUCGGACGAUUCGGAGGAGGAGGAUGAGGAAGAGGACGACAUGGAUGGCUUUGUUGUGAACGAUGACGACGAUGUCGAUGCCGAUGGAAGUGAUGAUGACGACGCUGAGGACAACGACGAAACCCCAGUACCGCAGGUCGUCAGUGCUCGCCGACUCGUCCGACGCCAGGCGGCGCCUGUGGUGAUCUCUGAUGAUGAGGAGGAAGACGACUCCGAGGACGAAGCACCAGUAUCGAGCGGACGCCAACGUCGAAAGCGUGAUACAACAGCUCGCUCUGCACCUGCUCGCACGAUCUAUAGCGACGAAGAGUCAGAAUCAGAGUCCUCCUCCGGCGGUGAAGGCGGCUACAAUCACGAUCUUGAGAAUGGCGGCGGCUUCUCGCCCUUGACCGGCGGGGCUGGAGAUUUGGACAGUGUGCAAAGCAGCUACGACUCCGAGCAGUCUGUCGCAUUGCACAAUGGAUGGCCGGAUUCGGAAGACGAUGGCAGCGAGCCGUCGGAUUCUGAGGAUGACGGAUACAGCGGAUGAAGCCCCACCAAUUGCUGUACGCGCCGCAGCUCCAGCGCACCCAUUCAAUCUUGACAACACUUUGGCGAGCGUCAAUUAUAAUCAGCGGAAUCAGCAAGCGAGGACGAAUAACUUUGCGCAACGCCACGCUGGGACGUACGGAAAUGGCGUGGGAGGGAACUCGUCUGGCUCAAGUGGGAGCAGCGCGACGGUGCGUGCGGAGGUUGAUUCUCGCCGUAAAAGGGCGCUCAGCAUCUCUUCUGACGAGUCGUGCGAGUCGUAUGAGUCGUCCAACGCGCGUGGGCCCGUACACUAUUGAAGGAAGGACUGGGCGGGAUGGAAGGGGGACGCAUCGCCGAAUGAGUAGUGAAGAAGGGCCGUAGCUUGAAACGACUGUCUAACGACUUUGAUUGAAAGAUGUCUGACGCUCUUCACUGCACGUAUCUGCACCUCGGCGCACAAUGAUGUUGAAAGGAUAACUGCUUGGAGUGAUGUGACGUCGAAUAGGC
Molecule: messenger RNA, 2213 nt
Organism: Neohortaea acidophila
Lineage: Eukaryota; Fungi; Ascomycota; Dothideomycetes; Mycosphaerellales; Teratosphaeriaceae
Exons: 2
Coding region: 307-1725 (472 amino acids)
Biological process (GO): proteasome-mediated ubiquitin-dependent protein catabolic process
Cellular component (GO): nucleus
Molecular function (GO): metal ion binding; ubiquitin protein ligase activity
Source: RefSeq, a predicted model, not a curated record